This is a messenger RNA of Nomia melanderi (Alkali bee), 2868 nucleotides long. RefSeq names its product RNA-binding protein 5. NCBI's taxonomy places the organism in Eukaryota, Metazoa, Arthropoda, Insecta, Hymenoptera, Halictidae. Gene Ontology annotation, biological process: mRNA splicing, via spliceosome. The record is from RefSeq and is a predicted model, not a curated record. Gene Ontology annotation, cellular component: nucleus. Gene Ontology annotation, molecular function: RNA binding.
GAAGCGCCAUCUCCGAAAUAUUUCUCGAGAAAAUAUUCACGGACACGUAAUGGUUCCGUCUUGCACAGACGCCGCCAUAUUGUACGGGAGAAACGAGAGGCGCAACCACGCCAUUGUGCACAUCACGCGAUUUCUCGUCCGAUUGUAAGAACAACGAGUAAGGAAUUAUUUAAAUGAAUGGACAACAUGUACAGUAACAACAUUGACCCCUGGGAGCCAGGUUAUGGGCCUGAGAGAAGAGGACACAAUACCGAUUAUGACUAUCGCAAUGAUUAUGGAAACAGCAGAUCACCGGAUUAUGGGGAGCACCGUGACAAUGAUCAUCGUGAUAGAGACCAUCGUAGUCCAGAAUAUAGAAAUCAUCGGGGGAGAGACAGAGACCGUGAAAGAGAUCGUUCAAGAGACAGGAGAGACAGGAGUAGAGAUGAUAGAGACCGUAGCUACAGAGACAGAGAGGAUCGAUAUGGAAGACAAAGGGAUAGAGAUUCCGUAGAAAGAGACAGGGAUCGGGACCGAGAUCGUGACAGAGACAGAGAUCGUUCUAGGAGAGACAGAGAUAGGGAUAGGGAUAGGGAUCGUAGAGGGAAACGGGACGACAGAGAUCGGGAUCGCGAUGAUGAUCAUAGCAGAGAAAGUAUGGACUUUGAGCAUGACCAUGGACGUACUUAUGGUUCGUCCAUGGAAGGCAUCCACUACAAAUCUCAAUCUCCAAACAACACCAUAAUGAUUCGUGGGCUUGCUCAACAUAUAACAGAAAAUGACGUGCGGCAAGACAUCCUCAACUGUGGUCUCAUGCCAAAGGACAUCAGGCUGAUUCGUAAAAAGGAUACAGGUGCUUCGCGAGGUUUUGCAUUCGUCGAGUUUAACGCGACUCAGGAGGCCGCACGGUGGAUGGAGAUGAAACAGGGAGUACUGAUGCUGCAGGACCAAUAUCGUGCCUUGAUGCAGUACAGUAUACCGAAAGAUUGCCAUGUAGAUAAGCCACCAGCAAAGAAUACGCAAGACUGGCACUGCGUUAAGUGUGGCGCGCACAAUUUCAAGAGACGCGAGACAUGUUUUAAGUGUUCCGCCUCGAGAGCAGAGAGCGAAGAGGGUGGAGAGGGUAGCGAUGAGAUUAGCCCGCAUCCUACGAACACUGUUCUUCUGCGAGGUUUAGACGUUCUGACCACCGAGGACUCAGUUCUGCAAGCAAUGAAAAAUCUCUCGUCGAUGCCUAUACGCAGUAUACGUAUCGGCCGUGACUCGCUGACAAACACGUCGAGGGGUGUCUGUUACUUGGAGAUGGGCAACGUGGUGGACGCCAUGUAUUUGCACACGGCCCUCACUAAGCAAGGGUUGGUGGUGGACGGUAGGAAGGUGGAAAUCACGUACUGCAAGCUUCACCAAAUAAGUAACACUAACACGUGGAAGGCGAACGACAGUCAACCGCAGAGGUACACUUUAGACGACGUUGCUCAAUUGGCAGAGUACAGUGCCAACCUAUACGCUAAGACACCUGCGCAGAAAGCUCACUAUCUUCAGUAUUACACGCAAUAUUAUCAGAAUCAAAUAAUGCAAGGCUCGACGAUUACGUUGCCGUCAUUGAACCAGACUGAUAGAGUAAACGCGGCGGCGGCCGUAGCACAAUCCGCCAUACAGCAGUUGCAAGCAUCCAGGAAAUUAGGCGACGCCGACGAGAUGAAGAACAGACCGACGCCCACGGCGCCGACUAGCACCUCGCUGGCAAGCGGAAGAGUCCCUGCACAUGCUGGAGAUGCUGUGCCGGAUGUCAGCACCUAUCACUACGACGAGUCCUCGGGCUACUAUUACGACCCAAGUACAGGAUUAUAUUAUGAUCCCAAUUCGCAAUAUUAUUACAAUAGUCACACGCAGCAGUUCCUUUAUUGGGACGCUGAAUCAUUUUCAUAUCAACCGGCGAAGACUGCUACAACCGUGACACAAGCGACAGGAACGACGACCAGCGGGACUACAAUAACCGCCACCGCUAGUAACACGGACUCGACGAACACCGUCACCAAUCAGGCGACAACUUCGUCGGUCACGAGUGCGAUCCAGGAGUCGUCGAAGGAAGACGAGAGUAAAAAGAAAGACAGCAAGCAAGAUAAAGUGAAGGUAGCAAAGAAAAUAGCAAAAGACAUGGAACGCUGGGCGAAAACGUUGAAUCAAAAGAAAGAGAAUGCGAAGAGUAAUUGGAACUCCGAGUUCGCUGGCGGUGAUGGCAAUCAAGGGGUUGGAAGCGGAGCCGCGGACGCGGGGUACGCCAUAUUGGAGAAGAAAUCUCUCGCGAGUUCUUUCCACGAGGACGAAGAUCAGAGCGGGAAUAACGGUUUAGUCGCUGCCUAUGGCGGUGGCAGUGACACGGAAGAGGAGAUAGAGGAUGUGCAACAGGAAGAAAGACAACACACGGAUUGGACGAAGUUGGCCUGUUUGUUGUGUAAACGACAGUUCCCGAGUAAAGAAGCUUUACUCCGGCACCAGCAGCUGUCGGAGCUUCAUAAACAGAACUUGGAGAAUUGGUAUCAAGUUCGUGGCUUGGACCCUAAUGAUCCGCAACAGAGGAACAACAAGUAUCGAGAUCGUGCCAAAGAAAGAAGAGCAAAGUAUGGAGAACCAGAGCCUCCGCAGCCGAACAAACUGAAAGAGAAAUACCUGAAGACGAGGGUCGAGGAAAUAUCUGUGUCAUACGAGGAACCCACGAGAGCCGGCAUUGGCUCGGAUAACGUUGGCAAUAAGCUGUUGCAAAAAAUGGGCUGGAGCGAAGGAAUGGGCCUUGGGAAGUCUAACCAAGGUAGAACGAGUAUCAUCGAGGCUGAGAGAAGAGUUCCUACGGCCGGCUUAGGGGCGAAAUCAUCGUCGUACAGCGCACUA